Molecule: messenger RNA, 3399 nt
Organism: Suncus etruscus (white-toothed pygmy shrew)
Lineage: Eukaryota; Metazoa; Chordata; Mammalia; Eulipotyphla; Soricidae
Gene: MED24
Product: mediator complex subunit 24
Exons: 25
Coding region: 411-3380 (989 amino acids)
Cellular component (GO): mediator complex
Molecular function (GO): transcription coregulator activity
Source: RefSeq, a predicted model, not a curated record
GAUAGGGAAGACAGUUUUAGGGUUGGGGGAAAAUGGAGAAAGACGGGAAAAAUGGGAAUUUGGGAGAACAGCGGCUGAGAGAUGCAGCCAGUAAUUAGCCAAUUGGAAUUGGCUUAACUCCAGGCUACACGCUUUGUACAUCAAACCCAUUUUGGCAUCCUCUUGCAAGUCAGUGCUCUGGGUUCCAGGAAAGGGGAUCUGGAGAAUGGAACGGGGGUAGGGUCCCUACCUUACCCGCUUCGCCUCUAGUUCUUCUUCCUCUUCCUCGCUAGUCUUCCUGUGUUUCCUCCAUCCAAGUCCAUUCUGCCCGCCCCCCUCCUCCCUUCUUCAAAAUCGCCUUUUCCCUGUCUCUCAAGAUUUUUCCCCACCUCCAAACUGACAUCCACGGGCCCCGCCUCGUCCGUGAAAUCAUGAAGGUGGUGAAUCUGAAGCAAGCAAUUUUGCAAGCCUGGAAGGAGCGAUGGAGUGACUACCAGUGGGCAAUUAACAUGAAGAAGUUCUUCCCUAAAGGAGCCACCUGGGACAUUCUCAACCUCGCAGAAGCACUCCUGGAGCAGGCCAUGAUCGGACCUUCCCCCAAUCCACUCAUCCUGUCUUAUCUGAAGUAUGCCAUUAGCUCCCAGAUGGUGUCCUGUUCCUCAGUCCUCACAGCUAUUAGCAAGUUUGAUGACUUCUCUCGGGACCUGUGUGUCCAGGCUCUGCUGGACAUCAUGGACAUGUUUUGUGACCGACUGAGCUGUCAUGGCAAAGCCGAGGAGUGUGUGGGGCUGUGCCGGGCCCUCCUCAGUGCCCUCCACUGGCUACUGCGCUGCACUGCAGCAUCUGCAGAGCGGCUCCGGGAGGGCCUGGAAAGUGGCUCGCCUGCUGCAGCCGAGAAACAGCUCGCCAUGUGCCUGCAGCGCCUGGAGAAGACCCUGAACAGCACCAAGAACCGUGCCCUGCUGCAUAUCGCCAAGCUGGAGGAGGCCUCCUCCUGGACUGCCAUUGAGCACUCGCUCCUGAAGCUCGGGGAGACCCUGGCCAGUCUCAGCAGCCCCCAGCUCCGGAGCCAGGCGGAGCAGUGUGGCACACUCAUCAGGAGCAUCCCCACCAUGCUGUCGGUGCGCUCUGAGCCAUUGCACAAGACCAGCUUCCCCACUGUCCAUGCUGUUGUCCUGCUUGAGGGAACCAUGAACCUGACCGGUGAGACACAGCCCCUGGUGGAGCAGCUGAUGAUGGUGAAGCGCAUGCAGCAUAUCCCCACCCCCCUCUUUGUCCUGGAGAUUUGGAAAGCCUGCUUCGUAGGACUCAUUGAGUCCCCAGAGGGCACGGAGGAACUCAAGUGGACGGCGUUCACCUUCCUCAAGAUCCCCCAGGUUUUGGUGAAGUUGAAGAAGUACUGUCAUGGGGACAAGGACUUCACUGAGGACGUCAACUGUGCUUUUGAGUUCCUGCUGAAGCUCACCCCAUUGUUGGACAAAGCUGACCAUCGCUGCAACUGUGACUGUACCAGCUUCCUGCUGCAGGAGUGUAGCAAGCAGGGAUUGCUAUCUGAGGCCAGUGUGGCCAACCUGGUGGCCAAGCGCACAGCCGACCGGGAACAGGCACCUCACCUGAAAUCCGGGGAAAAUGCCAACAUCCAGCCGAACCCAGGGCUGAUCCUCCGGGCAGAGCCCACUGUCACCAACAUCCUCAAGACAAUGGACGCAGACCACUCCAAGUCCCCAGAAGGGCUGCUUGGUGUCCUGGGUCACAUGCUGUCUGGGAAGAGUCUGGAUUUGCUGCUGGCUGCUGCUGCUGCCACUGGGAAGCUCAAGUCUUUCGCUCGGAAAUUCAUUAAUCUGAAUGAAUUCACGACACACGGCAGCGAAGAAGGUGUCAAAGCAGCCUCGGUGCGUGCCCUGCUCUUCGACAUCUCCUUCCUCAUGCUGUGCCACGUGGCCCAGACCUAUGGCUCAGAGGUGAUUCUCUCCGAGUCCAGCAUGGGAGCCGAAGUGCCCUUCUUCGAGACCUGGAUGCAGACAUGCAUGCCCGAAGAAGGCAAAAUCCUGAACCCCGACCACCCCUGCUUCCGGCCUGACUCCACCAAAGUGGAGUCCCUGGUAGCCCUGCUCAACAACUCCUCAGAGAUGAAGCUAGUGCAAAUGAAAUGGCAUGAAGCCUGUCUCAGCAUCUCCGCAGCCAUCUUGGAGAUCCUCAAUGCUUGGGAGAAUGGGGUGCUGGCCUUUGAGUCCAUCCAGAAAAUCACCGAUAACAUCAAGGGCAAGGUGUGCAGCCUGGCUGUGUGUGCCGUGGCGUGGCUGGUGGCCCACGUGCGGAUGCUGGGGCUGGACGAGCGCGAGAAGUCUCUGCAGAUGAUCCGCCAGCUGGCAGGCCCGCUGUAUAGCGAGAACACGCUGCAGUUCUACCAAGAGAGGGUGGUGAUUAUGAGCUCCAUCCUGGAGCACAUGUGUGCAGAUGUGCUGCAGCAGACGGCCACACAGAUCAAGUUCCUGUCUCCGGGCAUGGACAGCAUGCCCUACUGGAACCUGCUGCCUCCGCGCCGGCCCAUCCGCGAGGUGCUGAGCAGCGUGUUUGCCCGAGUGUUGGAGAAGGGCUGGGUGGACAGCCGCGCCAUCCACGUCUUCGAUGCCCUGCUGCACAUGGGCGGUGCCUACUGGUUCUGUAACAACCUUGUUAAGGAGCUGCUGAAGGAGACCCGCAAGGAGCAUGCGCUGCGGGCGGUGGAGCUGCUCUUCUCCAUCUUCUGCCUGGACAUGCCGCAGGUCACCCUGGUCCUACUGGGCCACAUCCUCCCUGGCCUGCUCACUGACUCGUCCAAGUGGAACAGCCUCAUGGACCCCCCUGGCACUGCCCUGGCCAAGCUCGCUGUCUGGUGCGCCUUGAGCUCCUACUCCUCCCACAAGGGACAGGCGUCCUCCCGCCAGAAGAAGCGGCACCGUGAGGACAUUGAGGACUACACCAGCCUCUUCCCAGUGGACGACGUGCAGCCGUCCAAGCUGAUGCGCCUGCUGAGCUCCAACGAUGAGGACCCCAACCUCCUGUCCAGCCCCACCGAGCGGCCCAUGAACAGCUCCUUGUCAGCCUCCCAGCUCCACACGGUCAACAUGAGAGACCCGCUGAACCGAGUCCUGGCCAACCUGUUCCUCCUGCUCUCGUCCAUCCUGGGUGCGCGCACAGCCGGCCCGCACACGCAGUUUGCACGCUGGUUCCUGGAGGAGUGUGUGGAGUGCCUGGAGCAGGGCGGCCGUGGCAGCAUCCUGCAGUUCAUGCCCUUCACCACGGUGUCAGAGCUGGUGAAGGUGUCGGCCAUGUCCAGCCCCAAGGUGGUCCUGGCCAUCACGGACCUCAGCCUGCCCUUGGGCCGCCAGGUGGCUGCCAAGGCCAUUGCCGCACUCUGAGGGACAGGAGGGGCCCUGG